Messenger RNA from Mauremys mutica (yellowpond turtle), 5247 nucleotides. RefSeq names its product nucleolar protein 10 (gene NOL10). Gene Ontology annotation, cellular component: nucleus; small-subunit processome; 90S preribosome. NCBI's taxonomy places the organism in Eukaryota, Metazoa, Chordata, Testudines, Geoemydidae. The record is from RefSeq and is a predicted model, not a curated record. Gene Ontology annotation, biological process: maturation of SSU-rRNA from tricistronic rRNA transcript (SSU-rRNA, 5.8S rRNA, LSU-rRNA). The coding region runs from base 80 to 2140 and encodes 686 amino acids. The transcript has 21 exons. Gene Ontology annotation, molecular function: protein binding.
GUUCCGGGUCGGGGAUUCCAUCGCGUGCACUGACUUCCGCCUGGCCGGCCACCCGGCAGCAAAGCAAGGGGCGCGAGCCAUGCAGGUCUCCAGCCUCAACGAGGUGAAGAUCUACAGCCUGAGCGCGGGCCCGAGCCUCCCCGAGUGGAUUUCCGAUAAGAAGAAGAGAGCACUACAAAAGAAAAAUGCGGAUGUUCGCAGAAGAAUUGAACUUAUUCAAGACUUUGACAUGCCCACAGUUAGCACAACUAUUAAGGUAUCAAGGGAUGGACAGUAUAUUAUGGCAACUGGAACAUAUAAGCCAAGGAUCCGGUGUUUUGAUACCUACCAAUUAUCCCUGAAAUUUGAAAGAUGCUUAGAUUCUGAAGUGGUUGCAUUUGAUAUUUUAUCAGAUGAUUACUCAAAGAUUGUCUUCUUGCACUGUGACAGAUACAUUGAGUUUCAUUCACAACAUGGUCAUUAUUACAGGACAAGAAUACCAAAGUUUGGUAGAGAUUUCUCCUAUCACUACCCAUCAUGUGACCUGUAUUUUGUAGGCGCAAGUUCUGAAGUAUACAGAUUAAAUCUGGAACAAGGAAGGUACCUGAAUUCGCUACAAACAGAUGCUUCGGAGAAUAAUGUCUGUGACAUAAAUCCCAUGCACUGCUUAUUUGCUACUGGGACAGCUGAGGGGAAAGUGGAAUGCUGGGACCCUAGAACUAGAAAUCGAGUUGGUGUGUUGGACUGCGCUUUAAGCAGUGUGACAGCAGAUACAGAGAUAGAUGGCUUACCAUCUAUUUCAGCACUGAAGUUUAAUGGAGCUUUGAAUAUGGCUGUAGGCACAUCCACUGGACAGAUUUUGUUGUAUGAUCUCAGAUCCAGUAAUCCAUUAAUAGUCAAAGAUCACCUCUAUGGCCUGCCUAUUAAAUCAAUCCAGUUCCAGGAUCCAUUAGAUUUAAUAAUAUCUGCAGAUUCACGAAUCAUAAAAAUGUGGAACAAGGACACAGGGAAAAUAUUUACUUCCAUGGAGCCAGAACACGAUAUCAAUGAUGUCUGCCUUUAUCCUAAUUCAGGAAUGCUGCUGACAGCCAAUGAAGACCCUAAAAUGAACAUCUACUACAUUCCAGUUUUAGGUCCUGCCCCAAGAUGGUGCUCAUUCUUGGACAGCUUGACAGAAGAACUGGAGGAGAAUCCAGAGAGUACAGUUUAUGAUGAUUACAAAUUUGUUACCAGAAAAGACCUUGAAAAUUUAGGCCUUGCCCAUCUCAUUGGAUCACCACUGCUCAGAGCAUAUAUGCAUGGCUUUUUCAUGGACAUACGACUGUAUCAUAAGGUGAAAAUGAUGGUCAAUCCAUUUGCCUAUGAGGAAUAUAGAAAAGAGAAAAUUAGACAGAAGAUAGAAGAAACACGUGCACAAAGAGUUCAGCUAAAGAAACUUCCAAAGGUUAAUAAAGAGUUGGCACUCAAGCUGAUUGAAGAGGAAGAGGAACAGCAGCCUACUAGAAAAAAGAAACAAAAGAAUCUGCCUAACAUUCUCACUGAUGACCGGUUCAAAGUCAUGUUUGAGAACCCAGAUUUCCAGGUGGACGAGAAGAGUGAAGAAUUUAGGCUGCUUAAUCCACUUGUUUCUAAAAUAAGUGAGAAAAGAAAGAAGAAACUAAAGAUUUUAGAACAGCAAGAAGCACAAGAGCAGGAAGAGGAGGAAGAACCAGAAGGAAAACCAAGUGAUGCAGAAAGUUCUGAGACUUCAGAUGAUGAAAAAGGCUGGGUUGAAGAGGUCAGGAAACAGCGCAAACUUCUACGCCAAGAGGAAAAAGUAAAACGGCAGGAAAGGUUCAAGGAGGAUCAGCAAACAACACUGAAACCUCAAUUCUUUGAGAUUAAAACAGGGGAGGAAUUCAGAAGCUUCAAGGACUCUGUCAAAAAGCAAAAGUUAAUGAAAAAAACUCUUGGCGAUCGCCUGAAGCUUCAAGAAAAGCUUGGCACCCUCAGUGUAUCUGAUACCACAGUAGGCAGCAAACAGAUGACAUUCAAAUUAAAACAGUCAGGGCAGCAGAAGAAACAGCAGGAAGCUGAGAAGCAACAUCAUCAGGAGAGGAAAAAUAUCAGGCGUUCAGCUAGCCACCUCAAGAGUAAACGUGGUAGAAGAAGACCCUUUUAAUUAUUUCUUAAAGAAGCUGCUUUACUUUCACUUGUCACCUGGAAAGUGGGACUUUGCAAGACAGGCGUACUCCUUUUUGUAUCUAAAAGGUGGACGCAAGAAAACUAGAACCUGUUAAACUGUAUGUGAGCUAAUGAGAAGUUCACAAAAUGCUUGAAGUAUUUGGAGAAGACACCAUGAGGACAGUGUUACAAACUCAGUCUUGGUUUUGACUUGUGCAUGAAGCAGCAGUGAUUGGUUAUUGUGUAACCCUGGAUGUGAUUUAUAUGAAAGUCCUGUCUGUGUAAACAGGACCUUAUCUGUCUAUUUAAUUUGAGAAACAGUGAUUAUUUUUUUAGCAUCAUGAAAUGUUCACUGUUUAAAUGUAGAUUGAAAAGUUUUAGGCUGCUGAGAGAUCAAGGGUUAAGUCAUUUUUCCCUAUAAUAGCUGACAUCAUAAAUGCCCAAAAUAGGAAUCACCAUAGCUGUGGGUAUUGCUGUUGUCCUGAUAGCAGAUGAAAUCACACACAACCCUGAGCAGGGCCGGCUCCAGGGGUUUUGCCGCCCCAAGCAGCCAAAAAAAAAAGUCGUGAUCUGCGGCAAUUCAGCAGGAGGUCUUUCGCUCCAACCGGGAGUGAGGGACCCUCCACCGUAUUGCCACCAAAUAGCUGGACCUGCCGCCCCUCUCUGGAGUGGCCGCCCCAAGCAGCUGCUUGCUAAGCUGGUGCCUGGAGCUGGCCCUGACCCUGAGCAUUGGCUUUGGUAUGUGCUGGUGCGUAAGGCCAUGAUUCAGCAAAGUAGUUAAGUGCCUACAUGUCUGCAAGUUGAAGUCAGUGAGACUAGUUGCAUGUGUGAAGUUAGGCACAUGAUUAGUACCUUGAUGAAUCGAGGCUUAAAUUAGGAAGCGACCAGUAUGUUCUGUGUACAAACAUGGGGCCUGAUCAUGUGAGCCCUUCAUUUAUGCAAGCAGUCUUUACCCAAAUGAGUUAGUACCAUUAACUUCAAAUAUUGCAGGAUUGGAAUCAUGUCAAGGAACAUACUAUAAAUUGGAUGUCUAUCAAAUGCUUUAAAGAUAACUUAGUUGUAACUUUAAAUCAUACACUUUUCGACUGGCGUGAAAUUAAUUCCAGUGCAGAGAGGGCAAACACGAGGUCCUAGGCAAUGGUAUGAAUUCUGCCUUAAGUGUUUUGGAUCUUAAAGAAUUUAUUCAUCAUUUAAAAAAAAAAAUCUAUUUACUGUUUGGCUAGUCCCAAUAAAUUGUGAAUUUUCUGGAUGGAGCCAGUUUUCAGAAUCUCCCUAAUUCAAAGCACUGAGCAAUAUAUCUUCAAACUUGGGACAAUGAGAUCAUCUAGCCUGAUUUUUAUAUAACAGACCAUAUAACUUCACCCAGUGACCUCUGUAUUGAUCACAGUAAUGUGUGUAUGACUAAAGCAUAUAAUCAAGAAAAACAUCCAGUUUGAUUUGAAGACAUCAAGAGAUGGAGAAACUCUAUUUCCCAUGAUAGUUUUUUCCAAUGGUUAAUCACCCUCCAUUAAAACUUUAUGCUUUAUUUCUAAUUUAAUUUUAUCUUUAACUUCCAACACUUGGUUCUUUGUGUCUUUUUUGGGGAGGCAAGAUUAAAGUGCCCUCUAAUACCAGGAAUUUUAUGUCAAGUCGCCUUUAUCGUUUUUUUGAUUGAGCUCCUUCAGUGUCUCUGUGACAGGGUGUAUUAGGCCCACAGGCCCUCGGCUGGAGGUCUCCAGGUCAUACCACAACCUGUCCCAGAAAGGAGCAGUAGAGAAGUCUUCCAGCCUGCCUAGAGGGGCUUUGGGGGUCACAGCCAAUUGGAGAGAGGCUGCAGGGAAGCAGCCAAUCAGGGCUCACCAAGGCCAUAUAUAAAAGGAGCUGGAGUACAAGGCAGUCAGUUGCUGCCUGGAGCUGGAGGAAUGAGGGAUGUGUUCCUGACUGAUUGCAGGAGCAGCAGGACCACAAACAGAUCAGUUGCUGGCAAGAUCUGGGGGAGCAAGAGGGAGCUCCUGGCUAGCUGCUGGGACUGAGUAAAAGACUUCAGCCCUAUGGUAAGGCUGAAGCAUUUGUGAAGGUGCUGGGACUGCGGGGAAGUGACCCAGAGAACUGUAGCUGCAUAGUGACUAGUUAAAGGGGAUGCAGUUGCAUGUGGCUGCUAUUCAUAGGGUUCCAGGACUGGGACUGGAGUAGUGGUUGGGCCUGGGUCCCCCCCAGCCAGCCACUAUGGGAGUGAGGAAGGGAAUUGAGAAAGGGCUGAAUAUUGAACUGUGAAACACCCCCCAGAAGGUGAUUGGGUGGUCUAGUGACCCAGCUGGAGAGGUGAGACCAAAAUGGCCCAGAACGGGCAAAAACAGUGUCUCCAAGGAGGAAGCUCUGGGGGUAUAGCUCCCUACCAAGGCCAGGACUAUUUAAAGACUAGAGAUACCAACAGAGGGGUACUGGGAUAGGCUGCUGUUGGGCUGUAUACCCUGGAAGGGGUCUGGUUUGUUUCACAUACACAGUGUGUGAGAGAUUUGGCUGGAGGGCUGAGUAGUUGAAAACCCGCCUGAGAAACCACCGACAGAGGUCACUGCAGACUAAGAGUGUGCAGACACAUGCACUCGGCCAGGGGGCGCUCAUGAGAGGUGGGUGCCACCCGUUACACUCUUCCUGCAGGACAUUUUCUCUAGCUCUCAAAUCAGUUACUCCUCCGAAUUUUCAAAUUAAAAUGUGGACACCAGAACUGUGCACAGUAAUCUAGUAUUGAUCUUACUAAGCCUGUAUAGAGAGAGGUAAAAUCAUCUCUCUAUUCUUCCUCAUUAUACCUGUUUAUACACUCAGGGAUCUUGCAAGCUCUUCUUGCCAGACCCUCAUACUGGGAGCUCAUGUUGAGUUUUGUCCACUAUGACCCUCUAAAUCCUUCAGUCACUGCUUUUCAGGACACAGCCCCCCAGUUCUGUAGCUAUAGCCAGAAUUCUUUGUUCCUAGAUGUUGUAUUUGGCUUAUUAAAACAUGUUUUGUUUGAAUGGGCUCAGCUAACCAAGCAAUCCAGAAUGUAUGGCUCCCUUGUCCUCAUUAUUUACCACUCCACCAAUCUUAGUUGCUCUUGUGGACCAUCUCUCCUCCCAGUCUUGAUUCCGCUCC